This is a messenger RNA of Galdieria sulphuraria, 1104 nucleotides long. RefSeq names its product ATP-binding protein involved in chromosome partitioning. The coding region runs from base 30 to 968 and encodes 312 amino acids. The record is from RefSeq and is a predicted model, not a curated record. Gene Ontology annotation, biological process: iron-sulfur cluster assembly. The transcript is spliced from 3 exons. Gene Ontology annotation, molecular function: ATP binding; 4 iron, 4 sulfur cluster binding; ATP-dependent FeS chaperone activity. Lineage: Eukaryota; Rhodophyta; Bangiophyceae; Galdieriales; Galdieriaceae.
AUGAAUUGUAUUUGACUGAUAUCUUGUCGAUGAUGCAUUGUGCAAAAGUAUUCGUGACAAAUGGGGUCCCACUUAGAAGAGGAAUACUCAAUACAGGGCUAAAGUUUGUCAAGUCAAGUCACUCGUCACCUUUUGUCGGUGGAAAAUCUCCCUUUGCUCCGAAGAAACUUCCCUUCGCUAAAUAUGUCGUUGCUGUAGCUUCAGGGAAAGGUGGAGUUGGUAAAUCUACCGUUUCAAUCAACCUAGCUAUUGCAUUGCAGUCUAUUGGUUUCUCAGUAGGUGUUCUUGAUGCCGAUGUUUAUGGUCCUUCCAUUCCUUACUUGUUAGCCUUGAAAGGAAAGCCAGAGUUGGAUUCUAGUGAAAAUUCUUCUGUUAUGUUACCGAAACAAAAGUACGGACUUCAAGUAAUGUCCAUGGGCUUUCUUAUUCCGGAGGAACAACAAGAACGAGCUUUUGUUUGGAGAGGUCCAAUGGUUGGGAGUGCAAUUGAACAAAUGUUGUAUAAAGUGAAGUGGAGUCUUAUGGAUUUCCUCGUUAUAGAUCUUCCUCCAGGAACCGGGGAUGCACAGUUGAGUAUAUCCCAGCGUGUUCGAAUCACAGGUGCUGUUAUUGUUUCAACUCCACAAGAUAUUGCUCUUAUUGAUGCCAAGCGAGGUGUGGAUAUGUUUCGACGUGUGAAUGUUCCUAUUAUUGGCAUUGUAGAAAAUAUGAGUUACUUUAUCUGUUCCCAGUGUGGUCAUAGAGAACCUAUCUUUGGUGAACGAGGGGUUGAAAUGACCUGUCAAGUCUUAGGUGUUUCGAUGUUAGGUGCCAUUCCACUUCGUACUUGUAUUCGAGAGACUUGUGACAGAGGCGUACCCAUUACCAAAGAUAACCCAGGUAGUGAAGAAGCAGCAUGUUUUCAACAAGUUGCAGAAAAAGUGAAAAAUUAUUGUGUUACCCAUGCGAGUGUUGAAACUGCCAAGUAAUGAUCUUUGCUUUAUAUUGAUAUUGUCGCAUGUUCAUAUAUGAGUAAGAAUUUAUCAAAAGCAGGUUGAAAUGGUUUUUUCGGUUUUCUAAACGUCAAAAGUAAAACGGCAAGGAAAUAAAAAGUGUGACCAGACG